AUGCGUUGCCAUGCUGGGCCCCUUAACUGGGCUUUCAUAGGAUGGCUGUUCCUAGGUCUUCUUCAACUGGCCGAUUGUGCUGCAGUUGACAACAAGUUAUCACAUGCCCGUGAGAGAAUCUGGCUCUGGGAGAUGUACGAUCUUUUCUGCGACAUUGAGGGGCCAGACAAGCAGGACGUCAUCUUCAAACAGAACAAGAAUCACAAAUGGAUCACCCUAAAGCAUUUCUCUUUGGUCAACACCGUGGACGGCAAAUUGACAUAUGCGGAGUUCAUGGCAGAUCUGGAGAAGAAGCUCAAUCCCAUUGACGUCGAUAAAUCUCUAGUGGCUCCCAAUGGUGAAGGUGUUGGCAAGCCUACGACUGCCCAGGCUGUCGAUGCCCUAAAGACCAAGGGUUGGGCUCAGCCUAUGGAUGUUGAACAAGUCACAAGCCUCCGAAGCAAGGACUACAUGCAGCUCGUGGGUCGUGUAGACAAGAAGUUCCAAGACUACUUCACCAAUCUUGGCAAUGACGACAAAUGGAAAAGAAGGCUGAUCGAGACAAACAUGAGGACAGAAACACUGUCCAAGGACAUUGUUCAGCUUCGCAAGCAAGAGGCUGAUGAAUGGCUGAUCAAGCAAAUGACCAGAGACGUCGACCCUCCAAAUACCCCGACCGAUAAAAAGAAUUACGGUCUUGGCAUAAAUCGCAACGACCUGGUCAUUGAAAAGGUCACAUCUCCUGUUCCCGGCGCGACUACCUAUGAGAGGGUGGACUUGAUAGAGUCUUAUCUAAAGAACCCUGAUGCUCUCAACAGACAACUGAAAGCUGCAGGUGUCAGCGAUGGCAUCCAAGGUCUUGUUAAAUGGGCUGACAACUUGGGAAACCUGGCAAACAAGGACUUUGCAAACGCUGGCCCUGGUUACAGCGAUCAGAACGUGUCUCAUCACGCGGCUAAGGUGGUGUGGACCGAUGCGCAUAAGAAUGCUAGUAACAGACUAGGCAACAUUAAGCCUCCGUCUUGUUCGAGAUAG
Messenger RNA from Fusarium venenatum, 1014 nucleotides. RefSeq lists its product as uncharacterized. The record is from RefSeq and is a predicted model, not a curated record. Lineage: Eukaryota; Fungi; Ascomycota; Sordariomycetes; Hypocreales; Nectriaceae.